AUAUUUUUCUAAAGUAAUUGCCGGAAGCGUACUUGUCAAACAGAAAGUAAUUUUGAAAGAACUCGUAGUCGUAAUUUUGAAGACGUUUACAGGUACCAUAAAAUGGAAAACAAAGACACCACUGCACACAAUCCUCCACCAGCCUAUCAAACAUUUCCUCAGCAGGGUCAGCAGGUCCCACCCAGUGUCUACCCCAGAGAGGCUCCACCAAAGUAUGAAGAGGGACUGACCUCUUAUCAGCAGAACCCUGGUUCAUACCAGCACGGGACAACAGUAGUAACAACACAGCCAGUUGUGUAUCUUCAGGACCAGUCCUUUAACACAAUGAGUAAGCCAAUGAUCUGUCCAUGCUGCAACACACAGAUUUCCACUUCAGUGGAAUACGAGGCAGGUGCCCUUACCUGGCUGUCUUCAGGCCUAAUCUGCAUCUUUGGAUGCUGGUUGGGUUGCUGUUUGAUUCCCUUCUGUAUUCAGGAUUUACAGGACGUCAAACACAUCUGUCCGAACUGUAGCAAAGUAGUGGGCGUGUACAGAAGAAUCUGAUAUCGAGAUUUGGGGUGUUGGUGGUGCCUUGUUAAUUAUUUAUUUACUAACAAAAUAGCAAUGCCAUUCUCGAUGGCUUACUUUCAUUGAACACUUGUUAAAUUAAUUAUAUGUCCAUACACACAUAAUAUUUCUGUGUGCUUUAUGUGCAAUCAUUGUAAUGUCUUGAAAAUUUCAUGUAGUUGGAGGGACUUAUGAUUUAGUAUUGUCAACAUUAUGCUAUAUGAUAUUAUAUCAUCAUGAUUUACAAUCAUCAAUGCUACUUUAGCACCAUCUAUGUUGUGCUAUAUGAAUGCUGUUGCAUUUAAAGAAGUGAACACUGCAUGCUUUAUCUGUGUUAAAACAUUUCACUAGUGGUAUUAAUUUGUUAAAAUCUAACUCAUGUAAAUAAACAUUUCACUAGUGGUAUUUAUUUGUUAAAAUCUAACUCAAAUAAAUAAACCUUUGAAUAGUAAUGUGUGAAGCUGCAUCUACAUGUAUGUGCAUACAAGAUGUUUUAUGCAAAGUUUGUUUUUUCAGAUGCACUUUCUUUAGGUGUUUUAUAUUUUAAAUUGUGUUGUUUUAUACACAAAAUAUUAGUACAGGUGCAGUUAUUACUGGUAAUUAAGUACACAUACAGUGUAUUUUAAGAAUGUUUUAAGAUUAUGAAGCAUGAUCAGAGACAACCAGUGAAUAGAAAUUAAGAAUUUACAGAUGAGACAGUCACAUAUUUUCAGUGGUAACGUUGUCGUCGGAGUUGUUCAUCUCAGUUAUACAUAGCUCUGAUGUCAUAGAUGUAGAUGGCGAAAACAAAAUUUUUAUACAUGCUCGAAAAAUUAUUUUUUUUGUAAACAUCAAAAAAGAAAUGAAAUAUAUAAUAUUGCUAUCAAUCAGGAUGUGGUAGUUUAUGUAAACUAUUCCUAUUUGUUAAAUUUGACCAAUUGUUUGUUAGCCAGUGUUAAUCCUUAUGAUACAGCUCAAAGAGCAACACCAACAUUUGAUGAAAAUACAUUACUUUUGUUUAUGCAGGAUAUUGUUAUUAUUUUCUAUAUUCUCCUCAUGAUUGGUUGAUGACAACAGAUGAACAUGUUACAUUUUCUUUUGGACAUGAAAUUUUUGUUAAAUACAUGUAAAGAUAUUGUUGAUAUUGUUGAAGAAUAAGGACGAGAUAAUAUUGAUGAUGAAUUAAAAUUUUUAAGUUAU
Molecule: messenger RNA, 1725 nt
Organism: Ostrea edulis (European flat oyster)
Lineage: Eukaryota; Metazoa; Mollusca; Bivalvia; Ostreida; Ostreidae
Product: lipopolysaccharide-induced tumor necrosis factor-alpha factor homolog
Exons: 4
Coding region: 103-543 (146 amino acids)
Molecular function (GO): zinc ion binding
Source: RefSeq, a predicted model, not a curated record